UGUGGACAACAGAAGAACAGAUGACUACACAAAUAAUGGAGGAGAAGCUACCCUAGCAUGCCUCUUAUAAGUUAGGAAAACAGGUUUUAAAUUAGCUCACCUUCGCAUUUAUUUUCCUGGCUGCAAAGCGUAGCUGGGAUGCUGUGUCAGAAUGGGGAAUCUUUUUGGAAAAAAGAAACAAACCCGAGUGACAGAACAAGACAAAGCGGUGUUGCAACUGAAGCAGCAGAGAGACAAGCUGCGGCAGUAUCAGAAGAGGAUCAACCUGCGGCUGGAGAAGGAGAGACUUCUGGCCAAGCAGCUGCUGAAGGAUGGCAAAAGAGAUAAAGCGCUCCUCUUGCUGAAAAAGAAGCGCUACCAGGACCAGCUUCUAGACAAGACGGAGAACCAGAUCGGAAACCUGGAGCGCCUGGUUCAAGACAUCGAGUUCGCCCAGGUUGAAACAAAGGUCAUCCAGGGGCUGAAGAUUGGAAAUGAGUGUCUGAAGAAAAUGCACGAGGUGAUGUCCGUUGAAGAGGUCGAGCGGAUUAUGGAUGAAACCCAAGACGCCAUAGAGUACCAGAGGCAAAUAGACGACAUGCUGGCGGGCUCCUUCACUCAGGAGGAUGAAGACGCUGUGCUGGCUGAGCUGGAGGCCAUCACUCAGGGAGACGUGGAGCUGCCUGAGGUUCCUGAACACGAGCUUCCAGAAGUCCCCGAGGCCACAGAGGAGAAACCAGAGCGGGAUGGUCCCAGGAAGAAUCCGGAGAGAGAGAUGCUCGCUGCGUAGGAGCUCCUCCACAACACUCCUCCACCCCCCUACAGACACACACACAUCAGCUGCAGAGGCCUGUGGUGAAGUGAUCAGCCUCUCUCAGAGACUGCUCCUCCUCCAUAUCGUCACCCGAUCUCCGUUUGUCCUCGCUGCCCCGCGUCCACACCGGCAGCCGGGACCGCAUCACUGGAGGAAAGCUGAUUUGAAUCCUAAAGACCUGUGGAAUCAGAUAACUGUGCCUAACCUUUGUUAUAUCGCCACUAAAUCAUUUGAAAUACAUCGACUUCCCUUAAUGCAUGUCAUUGUGAAUCAUUACAUCAUCUCUUAGUAUAUAAAGGCUAUUUACAGAAAGACUUUGAGAUUCCUGCAUCUUUUCAGUAAAAUGAAGGUGAGCGGAAUAUCGUUUGAUCUCAAGGAAUUGUAAAAAUGACUUAAAACAAAUCAGCAGAAACAUUUUUCCAAAACCACAAUGUCCAGAUGACACGGGAUGUUUCACAUCAGAGCGUGCUGUGAACUGAUUUCAGUGGGACUACUUUCUGUCAAAAAACACUCUGUAAAAUCAAAUGCAAAUUAAACUUUUUCUGUCUUUUAUAUCAUACAUAUCUGCUCAUUUUAAGACAAAUGUGGAAACCAAAAGGAAGCAUUGUAUAUUCAAUUGUUUUGGUUUCAUGAUGACACUCCCUUUCUCUGCAUACAUGUAUCUGAAUACUUUUAGUUCUCAGUCUACAUAGAUGGAAAACUUUACCCAAAGACCUGAUUUCUCUUGCUUUUAUUGAUAAGAAAUAUUUUGUAAGUGCAAAAAGACAAUGUGAUAUAUGUUGGAUGGAAGAAAAACAGAAGGACUGAAUGCAAUAUACAAAACAACUGUUCUUGUAAUUGUAUAAAACUGACCUUUUGACAAAGGAUUAAUACAAAAGCCCUGCUCUGUAGUCUUUG
Notothenia coriiceps (black rockcod) is the source of this 1690-nucleotide messenger RNA. RefSeq names its product charged multivesicular body protein 6b (gene chmp6b). Gene Ontology annotation, cellular component: ESCRT III complex; multivesicular body. The record is from RefSeq and is a predicted model, not a curated record. The transcript is spliced from 8 exons. Bases 152 to 769 code for a protein of 205 amino acids. NCBI's taxonomy places the organism in Eukaryota, Metazoa, Chordata, Actinopteri, Perciformes, Nototheniidae. Gene Ontology annotation, biological process: vesicle budding from membrane; late endosome to vacuole transport via multivesicular body sorting pathway.